Molecule: messenger RNA, 1841 nt
Organism: Prunus avium (sweet cherry)
Lineage: Eukaryota; Viridiplantae; Streptophyta; Magnoliopsida; Rosales; Rosaceae
Product: microtubule-destabilizing protein 60
Biological process (GO): activation of protein kinase activity; regulation of mitotic spindle organization; mitotic spindle assembly
Cellular component (GO): spindle; nuclear microtubule
Molecular function (GO): microtubule binding; protein kinase activator activity
Source: RefSeq, a predicted model, not a curated record
CCCCCCAAAAAACUAGCCGUUACACAGAGAGCGUCGACAGCUCUAACGUUCCCUUUUUCUCUCCUCUCAUCUCUCUCUCUCUCUCAACCCUCAUUCAUUUGUUUAUUCGGUGCCAAAACACCAGACAUUCACUGACCUUUUUUCUUCCCUACGUCUCCGGCCAGUCUUUUCUCUUUUCUGGUCACAUUCUGAUGGACUUAGUCGGUAAGAAGGCUGGAGCGGUCACUCCUGUGAAAGAUCAACAUGGUUCUCGAUCCAAGAGGCAUGGAAACUCGAGAUAUGCCGAGAAUUUAAACCCCAAUGUUUCUCCUGGGCCAAAACCCACGGCUUCCCCUGCGACGAAAUCGACCAAGUCCCAGAAAUCGGCCUCCAAGAACCCGAACCCGGUUGUUCAUUCACCCCGGAACAAGAUCCGGGAGAGGAAGUUCAUCGUGGCAAAGAAGAAAUCGAAGAAAGAGAACCCGAAUGUUGCUUGUAAAUGCAAAGAGAAAGGUAAUUCCAAGAAGUGUCUCUGCGUGGCCUAUGAGAAUCUGAGGGCGUCGCAGGAAGAGUUUUUCAAGAACCGGAACGAUGAAUCGGAAAGUUUGAAGGAGUGUGAUAGAGCUGAGCGUGAACUCGAGGAAGAGAUUGAGAAGGGUUUGAGGAUUCACGAUGGGUUGGAGGGUUCUGCGAUGAACGGGUCGGGUGAUUUUGACCCGAGUGAGAUUGACCCGUCUGGUGAAAUGAGUUCUUCGACCUUCAAGAGAAGGAGGGACAAGUUGUUGGAGGAGGCAAGGAAGAGUGUGCCUGAGCGUGGGAAAGUGAUGCACUUGGUUCAGGCCUUUGAGAAACUCCUUUCGAUUCCCUCGAAGGACUUGGAUGAGCAGAAGGAUGGGGAGGAACCAGAAGAUAAUGGCAAGAAGGCAGAAAAGUGGGCCUUACCUGGAUUGCAACCUCCUAAGGUGCCUGAAGCUCAGGUUUCGUCUUCUUCGUUUUGUCCGUCCGAUUUGUUCUUGACAUCUGAGAAUCUUGGUUUGGACCGGCGGCCUUCAGUUUCGUCUUCUUGGGAUGGAAGUUUGGGAAGUGUUUCAAGCAGGGCUUCCAAUGGGGGGCGAAGGAGCCGAAGAAAUAGCUCUGAAUCAUCUAGCACAAUGGGAGGAAGGACAUGGAAGAAAAAGCAGCUCAGAGCCACUAGCCUUAAACCAUUCAAGCUAAGAACAGAGGAAAGGGGAAGACAAAAAGAGGAAGAGUUCAUGAAGAAGAUACAAGAGAUGAUGAUAGAGGAGGAGAGGCAGCGGAUACCAAUUGCUCAGGGCCUCCCAUGGACAACUGAUGAACCAGAGUGCUUAAUGAAACCUCCAGUAAAAGACAUCACAAUACCAACUGAUCUGAAGCUCUACAGUGACAUGCGGGCAGUAGAGCGAGCUGAGUUUGACCAUCAGGUGGCCGAGAAGAUGAACCUGUUUGAGCAAUACAAGAUGGAAAGAGAGAGACUGCAGAAGUUGGCAGAAGAGGAGGAAAUAAGAAGGUUGAGAAAGGAGCUUGUUCCAAAAGCACAGCCGAUGCCCUACUUUGACAGGCCUUUCAUUCCCAGAAGAAAAAGAGAGUGCAGAUAAUUUUGGAAUUCCAUCCUUACAAAGUCAAUGAAGCAUCCCACUAUACCCAAAGAACCAAAGUUUCAUGUGCCUCAGCAAAAGAAAAUCAAGUCCUGCUUGUCAUGGAACGAUAUCGGCUCCUACACUUACCAAGAGUGAAGCUUGAAGAAGACAAGAAAGAACCUGAUUUUGUUUCUCCUUAGCCCCUGUCAUAUUAAUACCUAAUAAUCAUGCCCUUUCUAUUUCCAACUUGCUUCUGAUAUUCUU